GAUUGGCCGCGGGACGGCACUUCCGGGCGCCCUCGCGCUGGGCCCGACGGCGCCUGCGCGCUGCGGAGCCGGCCGGCCGGGACGGGACGGGACGGGGCGGGGCCGGCGAACUUGUGUGCCUCGUCGUCCCGGGACGCCGCGGGCCACCGGGCAGGCGGCCGGCACCAUGAAGAUCUGGACUUCGGAGCACGUCUUUGACCACCCAUGGGAAAUGGUUACCACGGCUGCAAUGCAGAAAUACCCAAACCCCAUGAACCCGUGCGUGGUCGGCGUUGACGUGUUGGACAGACAUGUUGAUCCCUCUGGAAAACUGCACAGCCACAGACUCCUCAGCACAGAGUGGGGCUUGCCUUCCAUUGUGAAGUCUCUUAUAGGUGCAGCAAGGACGAAAACAUAUGUGCAGGAGCAUUCUGUGGUUGACCCGGUAAAGAAGACUAUGGAGCUCAAGUCCACCAACAUCUCAUUUACAAAUAUGGUCUCAGUAGACGAGAGGCUCACAUACAAGCCACACCCCCAGGACCCAGAGAAAACGGUCUUGACCCAGGAAGCCAUCAUCACCGUGAAAGGGGUCAGCCUCAGCAGCUACCUUGAAGGGCUCAUGGCCAGCACCAUAUCUUCCAAUGCUAACAAAGGCCGAGAAGCAAUGGAGUGGGUGAUACAUAAACUGAACGCUGAGAUUGAAGAAUUGGCAGCAUCAGCAAGAGGAGGCAUACGGACACCAAUGGCGGCCGCCGCAGCAUUUGUGGAAAAAUGACAGCAGAAAUAGGUGCAGCUACAGGGCCCCCAGGACUCUCCAGGCUGACAUCAUAUUUAUUAUUUAAAGGAUACAGCUGUUUUAGGUAGA
This is a messenger RNA of Phodopus roborovskii (desert hamster), 844 nucleotides long. RefSeq names its product PRELI domain containing 3B (gene Prelid3b). Lineage: Eukaryota; Metazoa; Chordata; Mammalia; Rodentia; Cricetidae. The transcript has 6 exons. The record is from RefSeq and is a predicted model, not a curated record. Gene Ontology annotation, molecular function: phosphatidic acid transfer activity. Gene Ontology annotation, cellular component: mitochondrial intermembrane space. Gene Ontology annotation, biological process: phospholipid transport. The coding region runs from base 167 to 754 and encodes 195 amino acids.